Molecule: messenger RNA, 834 nt
Organism: Truncatella angustata
Lineage: Eukaryota; Fungi; Ascomycota; Sordariomycetes; Amphisphaeriales; Sporocadaceae
Exons: 4
Coding region: 1-834 (277 amino acids)
Source: RefSeq, a predicted model, not a curated record
AUGGAAGGAUAUUGCAAAGUUGCCCGCUUCAUGGGCAGGCAAGACGAGUAUGCAAUUUUCCGACGAUUCAAGGCGCUGAAUGCCCAGAAUUUGUUGUACCUUCAGGCUGAGCUUACCCAUUUAGAGGCCCAAUUGCACAGCCUUGCGCAACGAAACGGUGCCGACCGGGUCGUCUCCAGUAAAGAUUGGUGGUCACUGUCCCACAGUGAGGAGACGGACGAUUCUGAGCACUGGGACAAAAUUGUGGAGAUCCGGGGGAAACUUGAGCAGUAUAAUGAUACGAUCCUCAAACAAGCUCAAAUCGCAAAAUUCGGGCCACCUGCAGUAUACGAUCAAGAGUUUUUCCGUUCAUGGCUUGCGCGACCGGAUAUGGGCAAUUUUCCCCUGCUAGGUCUUGACCAAGAAUGCUACACCGAAAAACACGACGCAGACCUGGUCGCACUUACUUCACGGCCUGCGCCAGACGUAUUCUCCCGAUGGUUCACCUACUGCGUAGUCCCAUGGUGGCAUCAUGUGGUUGGCGAGAAGUUUAAAAACCCAGUUGAGGACGGGCUAGACGAAGGUGUAUACCGUUACGAGAACAGCAUUCUCGCAGCCACAGUCCGCGUCAUCACGACUGUACUGGCUUCGCUAUUUCCAGUAUGCUCUGUCACCGCUCUAUACUUUAUAGAGAGCAACUCUGUCCGACUCGCCUCUGUGAUUGUGGCUUCUGGUUUCUUCGCGCUAGCCUUGGCAUUGAUGACCAAUGCUCGGAUGAUUGAGGUAUUUGCUGCUACUUCCGCUUAUGCUGCGGUCAAUGUUGUGUUUCUUACGAAUGUGGUCUACGCAGUAUGA